Molecule: messenger RNA, 867 nt
Organism: Nicotiana tabacum (common tobacco)
Lineage: Eukaryota; Viridiplantae; Streptophyta; Magnoliopsida; Solanales; Solanaceae
Source: RefSeq, a predicted model, not a curated record
AUGACUACAAAUUGGCAAAUUCGUCAUCUUUCCCAACUAGCCCACCAUCAUCGUCAAGCUCUGGAAAAUUACAAUGUUUCAAGAAAUCGUUCGCAAAUUCCAGAUGGUUUCGUAUUUCCAAGAAACAAUAGGGAUCACUUUGCUCCACAUAACUUGUUUCACGCCUCUGCUCAUACAUAUAAUAAUGGACAGACAACGUUUAAUCACAGUGAGGAUCCAUAUAAUUAUCAGCCAACAAUUGAAUACGUUGAUGAUGUCUAUGUCGCUACUGAUCUUGCAAAUUAUCAUCACGGUUUGAGGAAUUCCUCGCAAUCAAGAAACGUUAGCGAUCGCUUUGCUCCACAUAACUUGUUUCACAACUCUGCUCAGAGUUCGUUUAAUCACAUUGAGGAUCCAUACUUGUGGGGUAACUAUUUUGUGCCAACAACUGAAUUCAUUGAUGGUGUUUAUGUCACUACUCAAGGAGAAUCGAUUAAUGGUGUUUCUGCCACAACUGAAAGUGAAUUUAUUCAUGCUUAUAUAACUGCUCUAAAUCAUAUUUUAAACAGAAUACAAGACCAAGAUAUCAUUAACUUCAUUAGUCCUUUCAGUGGACAGCAAAGGGCGGAGGCAGAAGAGGAGAUUAUAGCAAACUGCAUGAGAACACGAACCUACUGUGGUUCGACUUCGACUUCUAAGGUUGAAGUUAAUUCAGAAGGAGAAAUAUGUGUUAUUUGUCAAGGUGAAUAUGUAAAUGAUGAGACAAUUGGUACACUUGAAUGCGGACAUGAAUAUCACGGAAGUUGCAUUAAGAAAUGGCUGUUGAGGGGGAAGAAUACUUGUCCAAUUUGUAGAUCUUCUGUCUUGCCAUCACAGGAACACAAUUGA